CCUGGGCAGCUUGGCGGCGGCGGCUGCGCGCGCGCGACCAAUGGAGUGGGUCCUGGCAGAGGCGCUGCUCGCGCAGAGUCCGGACCCCCGGGUCCUGCUCGGGACGCUGUGCGGCGGGGAGGCGUCGGCGGAGCGCGUGGAGACGCUGCGCUUCCUUCUGCAGCGGCUGGAGGACCAGGGCGCGGGUGCGGGCGCGCUCCCGGAGGCGGCGCGCGAGGUCGCCGUGGAGUACUUGGUGCCGCUGCUGCGCGGCCUGCGUGAGCGCCCGGGCGGCUCCGACGCCGGCCCGCCGUGCCGGCGCCAGCGCGUGCUGCGGGCGGCGGGCGCGGCGCUGCGCUCGUGCGCCCGGCUGGCUGGGCCCCCGCCGCUGGCCGCCGCGCUCGCCGAGGACGCGCUGCGGGAGCUGCAGGCGGCGCGCGCGCCGGGCGCCCUGGCGGCCCUGGAGGUCCUGGCGGCCGUCGGGCCCUGCCUGCGGCCCCGUGAGGACGGGCUGCUGCUGGAGCGGGUGGCGCGGGCCGCCGUGGCGCUGGCGCUGGCCGGGGACGGGUGCUCCGAGGACGCGGCGGCGCUGGUGGCCGUGCGGCUGCUGCCCGCGCUGGGCCAGUGCGGCGGGGCGGCAUUGCGGGCCGUGUGGGAUGCGCUGGCCGCGCCGGACGCGCCCUCGGGCCCCGGCCGCAUCGGGCCGGAGCUGCUGGUGCUGAGCGCGCUGGCCGAGAAGCUGCUGCCCGAGCCCGGCGCGCGCGACCCGGGCCCCGACGCGCGGCACUGCGCGCGCUUCUGGAGGACGGUGCAGGCGGGGCUGGGCCGCGCCGAUGACGCCCUGACGCGCAAGCGCGCGCGCUACCUGCUGCAGAGGGCCGUGGAGGUGUCCGCCGAGCUGGGUGACGACUGCACCUGCGGCCCCCAAGACGCCACGGGCCCAAGUCUGUUUUGGUGGUCUGAAAAGAAAAAAGAUGAGCUUCUGAAGUUUUGGGAAAAUUACAUUUUAAUUAUGGAGACUCUAGAAGGAAAUCAGAUACAUGUUAUAAAGCCAGUCUUACCAAAGCUAAACACUCUGUUUGAGUAUGCAGUGUCAGAAGAAAAUGGCUGUUGGCUCUUUCACCCCUCCUGGCAUAUGUGUAUUUACAAAAGAAUGUUUGAAAGUGAAAACAAAAUCCUGACCAAAGAAGGUGUUACCCAUUUUUUGGAGCUGUAUGAGACAAAGUCUCUUCCAUUUUCACCAGAACUUUCUGAGUUUAUUGUUGGACCGCUAAUGGAUGCACUUUCCGAGAGCUCUCUGUACAGCAGGUCCCCAGGCCAGCUGGUAGGAAGUGGUUCUCCACUGGGAUUAAAAUUACAGAAGUUUUUAGUCACUUAUGUUUCCCUUCUUCCAGAAGAAGUAAAGAGCGGUUUCCUGCUGACGUUUGUUCAGAGGAUGACAAGCAGACACUGGUGUGCGGUGCCCAUUCUGUUUCUGUCUGAGGCUUUGGCCAGUGUCCCAAGAUGCAAGGUCCUGGGCGUGGAGGGGCUUCUUGCGCUCAGGGAUGUCGUCCAGUGUACCAUGAUCACGCACCAGAUUCUGCUGAGAGCCUCUGCACAGUGCUAUCUUCUCCAAACCGCCAUGAACUUGCUGGAUGUGGAGAAAGUGUCGCUCUGUGAUGUCUCAACUUUUCUCAUGUCCCUGAGACAAGAGGAGUCCUUAGGACGGGGAACCAUAUUGUGGACAGAGCUCUGUGACUGGUUGCGGGUUAAUGAAAGGUAUUUUAGGCAGUCCUCCAUUGGCGGCUCCAAUGGACUCUGUGAGACAUCUUUAAAUGCUUACGUGAAGAGCCUCGUUCAUGAGUGUGUUCAGUCCCCUGCUUGGGAAAGAGAAAGCUGCUCUAUGCCUGACGGGUCGGAAGCCAGGCUUACAGCCCUGAUGGUGUUGCUGGCUGUGGAUGUGGAAGGAAGGAAGGCCCAACACAGUGAAAAGCAGAGGACACAGAAUGUGCUGAGGAUAUUCUUAGAUCCCCUGCUGGAUGCACUUGGGAAGCUUGGCACAAACGCCUACAUGCCCCUGCUGAGGACGGACAGAUGCCUCCAGCUGCUGGUGAGGCUGCUCCAUACCUGCGGGCCGAGAGGGUCCAGGACCCAGGACGAUGAGGUGUCUGCUCUUCUCCAGGACUUUGUCUUGACUGCCUCAGAGAGCAUGGCUCAGUUCAUCCUCCGGAGACUCGCCAUGAAUGAGCUGCAGAGUAUUGCAGAUCUGGAUCGCUGUCAGUUGUACCUGAUGGUGUUCACUGAGCUCACAAAUCUGCAUGUGAAGAUGGGCUGGAAAAGGGGGAACCCCAUUUGCAGAGUUAUUUCUCCUUUGCAAAACACAUCCAUUCAGCAUCUUCAGGAGUCAGACAAUGGGCAGGAGCUGACGCUUGGUGAUCAGGUCCAGAGAGUGGUCAGCAUGGCCACCCUGGCUGCGGUGUGUGAGGCCAUUGACCAGCAGCCUGUGUUGCAGCCGGAUUCUCUCGAUGCUGGGCCUGUGGACAGGUUUCUCUCUGCAUUUCCAUUUAAUCAGAUGCUGCAGAAGCCCCGCUGCCAGGAGCACAGCAGUGUUUUUGAAGAAUCGUCAUCUUCCCAAGGAUGGGGGAAGAUCGUUGCACAGUAUAUCCACAGCCAGUGGGUCUGCCUCUCCUUCCUGCUGAGAAGAUACCACACCCUCAUCCCCGCCCCCGAAAGUGGCGCUCUGGAGCCCUACCUCCCCGCUGUCCAGAUGCCGGGGCACACCCUGCAGUCAGCACUGGAUGCCCUGGCCAUCCUCCCUGCUGACCGGGUCCUGCCUGUGUUCCGCUGCAUGAAGGUGCUGGUUCCCAAGCUCCUGACCUCCUCUGAGUCACUCUGCACAGAGUCUUUUGACAUGGCUUGGAAAAUCACGUCUUCUUUGAGCAACACUCAGUUGACGUUCUGGCCUAACUUUAAAGCUUUCGUUCAGUUUGUUUUCGAUAACAAAGUUCUUACCAUUGCUGCAAAAGUCAAGGGCCAGGCAUAUUUGAAAAUAAAAGAGAUUAUGUACAAAGUAGUUGAAAUGUCUGCCAUAAAAACAGGGGUCUUCAAUAUACUGAUAAGUCACUGCUGCCGGUCUUGGAUGGUGUCUGCUCCCAGCAGACCCCAGCGGUCUUUGUCAGGUGCUCAGGAUUACAGCGAACUUGUCCUGGAGGCCUGUGUGUUUGGACCUGUGUUUCGGCGUGAUCAGAGACUUAUCCAGGAUGUUCAGGCCUUCAUAGAAAAUCUCGGACACAACUGUGCGGCCAACGUUGUUUUGGAAAAUAGUAAAAGAGAAGACUGUUACGUGAGGAUUUGUGCCAUCAAAUUCUUGUGUUUAUUAGAUGGUUCGAACAUUCCCCACAAGCUGUUUUUGGAAGAUCUCACACUCAAGCUGUUGGAUAAAGACGAGUUGGUGUCCAAGUCCAGAACUCGGUACUAUGAGAACUCUCUACAGCACCGGGUGAAGAACCGGAUCUGGCAGACGCUGCUUGUCCUUUUCCCCAGAUUUGACCAGCACUUCUCGAAUGGAAUUAUUGACAAGAUUUUUCAGGCUGGCUUCACCAACAAUCAAGCUUCCAUAAAAUAUUUUAUAGAGUGGGUCAUCAUUUUGAUGCUGCAUAAGUUCCCACGGCUUCUUCCCAAGUUCUGGGAUUGUUUUUCUUUUGGUGAAGAAAGACUGAAAACGAGUGUCUGUACAUUAUCUGUCUUACCACAUUUGGACAUCAUCAUUGAAAAUAUUCCAGAAAAGAAGCCGGUGCUGAAGCAGGCCCUGAUCGUCACGCUGCAGUGGUGUCUCAGCCACAACUUCAGUGUUCGGUUGUACGCGCUGGUUGCUCUCAAGAAAGUCUGGCACAUGUGCAAAGCAUUGUGUGUGGAAGAGUGUGAUGCGUGGACUAAAGUGAUUGAGGGCAGCCUCAGCCAAGCGGAGAGCAUGCAUGGAGCAGGGAACGCCAAGAGGAACUGGCAGCGCAUCCAGGAACACUUCUUUUUCUCGGCAUUUCACCCGCUUAAGGAUUACUGUCUGGAGACCAUAUUUCACACCCUUCCCCGGCUCUCGGGCGUCGCUGAAGAAGAGUGGCUUUCCCUCAGUAAAUUUGUCAGCUUCACAGACGUGCCUUCUGAUGCAGCGUCACCGUGGUACCUCCCUCAGAGUCCACUGUCUGUGCUGAGCCCUGGGGACUGGGCCCAGCAGGAUGCAGGAUCUCACCCGGGUGAGGAAGAAGACCAGCCUGAGUGGGCUGACGUGCAGAGGAAGAUCAUCCCGUGCGGUCUCAGUGCAGACGUGGACCUGGAGCCCGGAUUCCAGCACCGUGCAGCCAGGCUCGGAAAGUCUGUUAGCAGACUGAUUGUGGUGGCCUCGCUCAUUGACAAACCGACCAACUUAGGAGGACUGUGCCGCACCUGUGAGGUGUUUGGGGCCGCGGCGCUCGUGGUUGGCAGUCGCCAGUGCAGCGACAGGCAGUUUCUGCACCUCAGUGUCUCAGCAGAACAGUGGCUUCCUCUGGUGGAAGUGAAACCAGCUCAGCUCACCCACUACCUGCAGCAGAAGAAGGCCGAAGGCUACACCAUCAUCGGCGUGGAGCAGACGGCCCGGAGCUCCAGCCUGGCACACUUCUGCUUUCCCGAGAAGUCUCUGCUCCUGCUGGGAAACGAGCGGGAAGGGAUUCCAGCGAGCCUCAUCCAGCAGCUGGACGUGUGUGUGGAGAUCCCGCAGCAGGGUGUGAUCCGCUCGCUGAAUGUCCAUGUGAGUGGGGCCCUGCUCAUCUGGGAGUACACCCGGCAGCAGCUGCGUCAGCGGGCGACCCCGCACCCUGAGUGCCUGGCCUCCCCCAGGAGCUCAGAGGUGCCGGGGUGACCUGCGCUCGAUCUUCUGUGAUUUAGUGCCCAAACCUUUUUGUGUGCCUUAAAUAUAUCACUGUAUAUGGCCCCUUGGGUAACCUUUUAGCUAAACUGUAUUGCUUCUUUAAU
Castor canadensis (American beaver) is the source of this 4965-nucleotide messenger RNA. RefSeq names its product tRNA guanosine 2 -O-methyltransferase TARBP1 (gene Tarbp1). Gene Ontology annotation, molecular function: RNA binding; tRNA (guanine) methyltransferase activity. NCBI's taxonomy places the organism in Eukaryota, Metazoa, Chordata, Mammalia, Rodentia, Castoridae. The record is from RefSeq and is a predicted model, not a curated record. Gene Ontology annotation, biological process: tRNA methylation.